AUGUCCGCAAGAGCACCCACCUUUCGUGUAUUCUGGCACCGGUGCGCCGGAGCUCCGUUAAGACCUUCCUUCCAGACAGUCCAUGCGAUCUCAUGGCGUUCAUUCGCAUCCAAGGCCCCUCAAGCUACGAAGCCCACAUCGCAAGCUGCCGGACAAGCGCACCGCGUUCGGAAUACAAUCCAAGCUUCACCGAUCAAAGCUGGAAACAUUGGACAGUUGGCAUUGAAAGUAGCAAGACAGGGUGAUGUGGUGCUUUUCAAUGCGCGUUCGCAGCGCAGCUACGUCCUGAGUGCCUAUGGCCUAUCCGCAUUUUGCUUCGCUUACGCGGUCUAUAACUCCAAUGCUGUCUUCCGGGAUCCCUUGACAGUUCUUCCUAUGUGGCAACAGGCUUUGUUUGGAGGUAUCUGUGUCACGAUGAGUGUCAUGGGUACCUUGUUCUUUACCCGGACCAGCCAUAUGAUCCGCAAAAUCACGGCUAUUAAGUCCCAAGGCCAUACCUACAUCCGAUUUGAGGUUCGCCGUCUGAUGCCAUUCACCAAGCCCUAUCAGAUCGAGGUACUGCCUUCCCAAGUCUCCAUCUCUAAGCGUCUGGUAGUCUCAGAGCAAGCCGCGAAGCGAUUCGAAGGCGAGAGCAAGAAACUCGGAUCAGAGGAUGGAGCACCUAGCUUUUUCAAGGCUCCUGUCCAAAGGUUGAGUCGGAGUCUGUGGAGAAUAUUCCUUUCUGUUCGCCAGGUCUUUACGAGUGAAGACUUCAUCUUGAUGCAAAUUGAGGGUCGGAAAGCCACUUUUCGACUGGACUCCAAUGGCUACGUUUCGAGCGAUUUGUACGCUCUUGGUAACCCCGUCCGGUUUACUGGCAAAAAAUAA
Penicillium waksmanii is the source of this 867-nucleotide messenger RNA. RefSeq lists its product as uncharacterized. The transcript has a single exon. The coding region runs from base 1 to 867 and encodes 288 amino acids. The record is from RefSeq and is a predicted model, not a curated record. NCBI's taxonomy places the organism in Eukaryota, Fungi, Ascomycota, Eurotiomycetes, Eurotiales, Aspergillaceae.